UCUGGUGUUCAUAUGGGGGUCUUUGGGAUGAAAUAAAUAGUCUUUCUCUCAGAUGAGCUUUUCACCUUGCCUCCUUGCCCGGGCUCUCUUUUCGUCCUUGGGUCUGGACUUUGAUGCCAGUUUUCCUGGUUUCAGGGGUCUGAGGACUCCCUUAUCCUCUGGUGCCUUUGUCCUUGCAUCCUAUCUGGGCACUCCAGCUCUUGGCCUCACCUUGUAGCCUUGCUGUGCUUCUGUUCUCGUCAGCACUGUAAAUUACAGCAAACACACAGUUUUGUCAGCCUCUUCUAGUCAAAGCAUUUGUAGAUGCUUGAUUCUUAAAUUUCAAUUUCUCUGUCUCAGGGGUACCUGCAAUUUCACCUGAUUCCCACAGCCCCGCAGAAUCCAUGGAUUCUCUUGUUUUCCUCUGCGCCCGCCGCGUCGUCGCCCAGCGCCCUCUUCCUGCCCUUCCUGCCGCUCUCUAUCCCGUCCUUUUCCAAGCAGCAUUCCUGGAUGGAAGAGCCCUGGUCCUGCAGGAUUUGGUGGCCACUUGGCCUUUCCCGGAGCUCCACUUGCAGCGGCUCGUGGGGCACCCGGAACUGAUCCCAUAUCAUACCUCCUUGAAAUCUGUCGAGGCCGUCAUCCAGGGCGUGGUGGCGCAGCUCCGGCAGGAGCUGGAAGAGCCCGGCAGCUGUUCCAGCCUGCGCGUGCUGGACAUGACCGUAGUCCUAGAUUCCGAUUCCGAGUCCUGCCACGGUGUCAGCGGGAUGGAAACCUGGUGCACCGCCAAGGAUUUGGCAAAGGCUUGCGUGGAGGUGUCCAAGCACCAGCAGGAAUUCCAGAGGCGCAGAUCCAAGCACGACAAGCAUGUCAGCUCUGGAGCUGACAUGGGCACGGCAGCUCUGCAGUGUCCGGGCGUGGACAUCUACGCUGACCUGUCCAUUGGUAGAAGUUCCUACUGGAUCCUGCACGAGGCACUCCAGACCGGAGCCACCGGCCUGCUGCGCAUCAAGUGCCGCGAAUUCCAAGUAGAGAGCAUUUCGGGAUCUGAGAUUUUGACUUUGUUGGAAUCUCUGGAUCCAUCCUGUCUGCGGAGGGUGGGUCUGUACUGCAACUUUUUCGGAUUGAAUGGGCUCUCGGUGGUCCUGUCGUACCUCUCGCGCUUCCCGGAGCUGCGCAGCCUCAUGCUGCCCGACAACUGCGUGGACGUGCGGCACCUGACGCCGAAAACAGCAAUGACAAUCCGCUGCGUGGCCCAGCAGCUGGGAAUGCUGCCCAGCCUCCAGGAGCUCAACCUGGGAUUUUCUCGGCUCUCUGGGAAGCUGCACCAGAUCCUCAGUGACCUCCAUGCUCCCUUGGAAAGCUUGGAAUUGCCCUUCUGCGACCUCCUUCCCGCUGAUCUCGACUUCCUCUCCCAAAGCAUCCACGCUCCAGCCCUCAAAAGGUUGGAUCUGAGCAGUAACAACAUCACCCAAGGCCUCCUGGAGCCGCUCCAGCUGCUCUUGGAGGAAGCCUCGGCCUCGCUGCUGUACCUGAAUCUCAUGGAAUGCCACAUGGCCGACUCCCACCUGGAUGCGCUGCUCCCGACGCUCCUGUACUGCUCCCGCCUGCGCUUCCUGGGACUCUACGGCAAUCCCCUGUCCAUGGCCGCACUCAAGGAUCUGCUCCAGAAAACCUUGGAGCUGCCGGAUCUCCACGUGGUCAUGUAUCCCGCCCCCAAGGAUUGCUGCAAGAGAGCGCCGCCGGGAUCCUUUAGCGAUUCUGUCGUUGAUCAGGAGCUUUUGUCGGCAGCCACUGCGGAGAUUUCCCAGCUGCUGGAGAAUUCCUGGAGAGCCGACCUCGACUGGACUUGCGCUCCUGGAAGCUGCAGAGCCAUGGACUACUUCUUGUUGUGAUUUGGGAAGACCUCGGAUGCAGGAAAAGCUCAGAGCCAGCAUCACGGAAAAGGUCUGCCGCCUCCUUACUGAAAUCCAAGCAUUUUCCACCUCAUCAGAGGCGCUUUUCUGCCUCAUUCCAGUGUUUUUUUCCUUUCAUUUCAGUACUUUUCUGCCUGCUUGUGUUAGUUUUCUGCCUCAUCCUGUUUUUCCUCCCCAUCCCCAGAUUUUUCCCUGGUUUCGUACCUUUUCUCCUACAUUUUGAAGUUUUUCCUCCCUACCCCAACAGUUUUUUUCUUCAUCCUGAUAUUUUGCCCCUGAUCCCAGUAUUUUUCUGCCUCAUCUCAGUAUUUUUUCUCCCUUUUCAUUAUUUUUCGAGCCCGUCCCAGUGAUUUUUUAGCCCAUCCUGGUAUUUUUCUGCCUCAACCCAGUAUUUUUUCCAUCCCAUUUUUCCAUCCAAUCCCGCUGUUUUUUCCAUCAGGAUUGGCUUUGCACGGCCAAAUUCCAGGAGGCUCCAAGGCUGGAUUCCACAGGAAUCUGUCGGAAGAGUCUCCCGUGUUUGGUCGAUCCUGUUGUGAACAGCGGCAACACCUCUGGAAGAAGAAUGAAGUUUGAAGAAACCAAUCAUAGCACAGCUGCAAUUCCGGAGCCGGUAUUUGGGAAAGGAACGACUCCAGAGAUGAUUCCAAGGUGCUGGAGUGGAAAUUCCAAAAAUUCUGUACUGCAUGCAAAGGGAAGCUCAUCCUGGAGCUGCAUCUGGGGAGGGACCUGCAGAUCCAUGCAAAAAGGAGCAGCAUCCUGGCAGGAAUCCCACAGAGUGAAAAAUCCUUUGGAGCAGGAUCUUCCCAAAGUAUUGACCCCUAGGAAAAGUCCAUGCGGAAUUGUCUUCCAUGGGAACAACACACUGGAAAAAUCCAUGCAAAACUCUUGCCAUGGGAUGGAUUUGCAUUAGAAAAUGUCCUGCAAACUGACUUUGGGAUGGAUUCACAGAGAAAUCCAUGGAAAACUUCCCUGGGAUGUCUCCGGCUGCCAGCACUGCUGGAGGGAUUGACGGAAAGCCGGGAAAGAGUGAAUUGGGGGAGGGAAAAGUUGGAUUUGGGGUCUUGUUAUCCUGCUCUGAUCCCGUUGGAAAUAAACUCAUCCUA
Messenger RNA from Ficedula albicollis (Collared flycatcher), 2995 nucleotides. Its product is annotated as leucine-rich repeat-containing protein 14-like. Gene Ontology annotation, molecular function: protein binding. The transcript has 4 exons. Gene Ontology annotation, cellular component: cytoplasm. The coding region runs from base 384 to 1871 and encodes 495 amino acids. The record is from RefSeq and is a predicted model, not a curated record. Lineage: Eukaryota; Metazoa; Chordata; Aves; Passeriformes; Muscicapidae.